AUGACUUCAGGAAGGAAAACGUCAUGCAUGCUCGUAUUAUACAUGCUUGUUAGUCAAGCACAGCCUCAGCUGCUGGACCUGGACGUCCCGCAGAAGACCUUGGAGUUCCAGCACCUGCAGUCGCCGAACCCGAACUCAUUCGCCGUCCUGCAGGGUUCGGUCGCCGUCGACCUGAAGGCGUUCACGCUCUGUUACAGGAUCAAGCCCUACUUCUUCAGGCCCGAAGUCAUUGUCAUCUCGUACGUCAUGAACAAAAAUGACAUCUUUAGAACUGACCACAACCGGCGCGGGCUGCAGCUGAUGCUUCCCCUGCAGCGCGUCCGCCAGGCCACGGCCGCCGUCACGCCGCUCAUGUACUGGUCGGGCUGGUGCUACGCCAUGGACUCCGCCAGGGGCGAGUGGAAGGUGUUCGGGGCGGUCCUGAAUUCAGUUUCUUAG
This is a messenger RNA of Penaeus monodon (black tiger shrimp), 438 nucleotides long. RefSeq lists its product as uncharacterized. The transcript is spliced from 3 exons. The record is from RefSeq and is a predicted model, not a curated record. The coding region runs from base 1 to 438 and encodes 145 amino acids. NCBI's taxonomy places the organism in Eukaryota, Metazoa, Arthropoda, Malacostraca, Decapoda, Penaeidae.